AUGAGUGGAAGAACCGAAGCAGCUGGAAGUCCGAUUCUUGCCAGAGUACCCGGAAAGACGGAAGAAGGCUGUGUUGCGCCGACUGCCAAGGGUUGUGCUAAUGGACCGGUGUUCGCAUUCGCCGCUCCCAAAAUGUUGAUUAGGUCUGAUAAUGGGAGACUCUCUAAGUACCCCAUUGGAGUAACACCCCCCGCACCGACGGCAGGAAUCUGCAUUCUGGUUUGCCCAGAAAGGAAAGAAGUUCCAGUGCCCAAAGAGUUUACUGGUAAGGUAUUGCUCAAGAUCGGAUUUUGA
This is a messenger RNA of Dibothriocephalus latus, 294 nucleotides long. The record is from the annotation of a GenBank genome assembly. NCBI's taxonomy places the organism in Eukaryota, Metazoa, Platyhelminthes, Cestoda, Diphyllobothriidea, Diphyllobothriidae.